Molecule: messenger RNA, 3319 nt
Organism: Cavia porcellus (domestic guinea pig)
Lineage: Eukaryota; Metazoa; Chordata; Mammalia; Rodentia; Caviidae
Product: zinc finger protein 490-like
Exons: 4
Coding region: 133-1326 (397 amino acids)
Biological process (GO): regulation of transcription by RNA polymerase II
Cellular component (GO): nucleus
Molecular function (GO): DNA-binding transcription factor activity, RNA polymerase II-specific; RNA polymerase II cis-regulatory region sequence-specific DNA binding
Source: RefSeq, a predicted model, not a curated record
UUCCGGUGUCAUGGCGUCAAUUGCAAGGCCAGGGCACAAAAGGGAGCCCUAGAUGUUUGCUAGACCAGUAUUUUUUGCUUCUAUUCGCUGUGGACUGCUUAGACAGAACCUGGGAGACCUCCAAACUACACAAUGGAGGCGGUGACCUUUGAGGAUGUGGUUGUGAACUUCAGCAAUGAAGAGUGGACUUUGCUGAGUCCAUCCCAAAAGAACCUCUACAGAGAUGUGAUGGGUGAAACCUUUAGGAACAUGGCUGCAAUAGGAGGACUUGGGGAUAUCCAGGAAGCUGAAAAAGAAUGCAAAAUUUACUGGAGAUAUUUAAGAAAUGACAAGCUAGGGAAAUCCUAUGGAUAUACAUCUUGGAAUCAGUGUAAAGAAGUAUUUCUUUGUACUGCAGGAGGUAAUGUGGACAUGAAAGAAACAAAAACACACCACAAUGUUCAGAUCCAUGAAAAAUAUUGCAGUGGAGGGAAACCCUAUGUAUGCAAGCAAUGCGGGAAAGGUUUUACCACACAUGGAAUUUGUAAGAAACAUGAAAGUAUUCACAGAGGAGAGAGACUCUACAUAUGUAAGCAGUGUGGGAAAGCUUUUAACACACGUGCAAGUUAUAAGGUUCAUGAAAGAAUUCACACUGGAAAGAAACUCUAUGUAUGUCAGAAAUGUGGAAAAGGUUUCACCAAAUCUAGUCAUUGUAAACAACAUGAAAGAAUUCACACUGGAGAGAAACCAUAUGUAUGUAAGCUAUGUGGGAAAGCUUUUAACACUCGAUCAUACUGUAAGAUUCAUGAAAGAAUUCACACUGGAGAGAAACCCUAUGUAUGUCAGCAAUGUGGAAAAGGUUUCACCAAAUCUGAUCAUUGUAAGAAACAUGAAAGAAUUCACACUGGAGAGAAACCGUAUGUAUGUAAGCAAUGUGGGAAAGCUUUUAACACACAAGCAUACUGUAAGAUUCAUGAAAGAAUUCACACUGGAGAGAAACCAUAUAUAUGUAAGCAAUGUGGGAAAGCUUUUAUCACACGUGCAUAUUGUAAGGAACAUGAAAAAAUUCACACUGGAGAGAAACCCUAUGGAUGUAAGCAAUGUGGGAAAGCUUUUAAGACAUGGGGAGAUUAUAAGAAACAUGAAAGAAUUCACACUGGAGAGAAACCCUAUGUAUGUCAGCAAUGUGGAAAAGGUUUCACCAACUCUGGACAUUGUAAGCAACAUGAAAGAAUUCACACUGGAGAGAAAACCUAUGUAUGUAACCAAUGUGGGAAAGCUUUUUCCCAACAUGGAAAUUGUAAGACACAUGAAAGUUCACACUCAAAAUUAAACCAGUAUAUAUAAGCAUCAUGAGAAUGGUUUGCGCACAUGUACAUAUUGCAUAAUGUAUGAAAAUCUUCACACAGGGCAGAAAACUUGUAUAUGGAAGGAAUGUGGGAAAGAUUUCAGCAGAAACUCUCAUUGUCCAAUACUUGAAAAAAUUUGACCUGUUGAGAAACCCUGUGUAUGUGAAGAAUGUGUGAAGCUUUCACCACACAUGGAUAUUGUAAAAUACAUGAAUGACUUCACACAGGUGAGAAACCCUAUGUAUAUAACAAUGUGGCAAAGCUUUUACCUCAUAAAGUCAUUGCAAAACACAUGAAAGAAUUCACACUGGGAAUAGCCACUGGCUAUAUAAACAAGUGGAGACACUUUUAGCAACCAGAUUGUAAGUGAAAUACGUGAAGAAACUCACACAAGAAAUAAAUCCUAUGUGUUAUGGGAAUACUCUUAGCACACAUGAUCAUUGAUACAUAUCUGAAAGAGCUCACUGGGCAGAGAUCUUAUGUAGAUUAACAAUGUGAGAAGUACAACAAUACAUGUUUGUUGUUAAACACAUAGAAAAAGCAUCACUGUUCAGACAGUUUAGAUCUAAGUUUACUUUAAAAAUCCCAAGGGGACCUAAAGAAUUAACCAAUGCAGAAGUUUGAUGUCAAUAUUUCUUGACAAAUUUUUCAGAAAUGACAAAUCUGAGGUGGAGCUCUACUCAAGUGCACAUGUUGUAUGGUUUUCAGUUAAUCACUUGUACCAAUUUAGAUUUUUUAGAGUGUCUUUGUGCUUCAACAUGGCAUCUUGUAAUUAAACAUGGUAAUCUGAAGUGGGCUUUUCAAUUUCAAGUAUGGAUAGGGUAUAUGUACUUAACAUUUUGUCUUUAAAACCUAAUUUUUAUAUUUUUGGUGAAUUAUAAUGUUUAUUUAAACAGAACAAAACAGAAAAAAGAGAAAUAAUACAGAAUUUCAGAAAAAUAAACAAUAAGAAAUCACUAGUUCAUUAGUUACAUAUUGUCAUCUUAGAAGUAGUUGUUCAAGUUAUAAAAUUAAAGCAUACAAAGUGAUAUUCAAAUAACAACACUGUGAACAUUUCACCUCAGUGUUCCAACAAAAAAUUCUUAGUAUGCUUAUCUGUCCUACACACUUGUUUUUUUUUCUUAAAGAGCAUAAGACUAAACAUGACAAAGCAGAACAGAACAGUUCAUAGGAAAACAAGUUAAGGGAACACAGAUUUCAAAGCAAGUCCACUGGAGAUGUUCACUGUCUAUCUUACUGUCUCUAGUUUUCUUCCAAAUAGUUGUUUCCAUCUUCACAUGCAUUGAACAAAUACUGAACAUUAUAGAACUAAUCAAAUAAUUGUGGGAUGAUGCAGGAUUUUUUGAUCUUCAAGACUGAUUUUGAGGAAGUCGAUAAUGACUACAAUAAUGUCUCUCAUUCUCUUCAUACUAGCUGUCUUUAUCUUUAUGUAUGCUGAAAUUGAACAUAACAGAUUAGACUAAUGUCACUCUGAACAAUGAAUAAUAGUAUCCUGUGAAGGAAAAAUGUGAGGAAUUGCCUAAAAAACAAGGCAGAGGACAUUGUUAAAAGUGUAUCAGGAUUUAAAAGCUACGGUAGUCUUAUUGCUCUGUUUAGUUUGAUUAUAUUUUGUUCUGGUCUGUCUACUCAUAUUAGAUUUGAGGGCACAGAGAGAUAACCCAAAAACAGCAGGUUAUACCAUGGUAUCUAUCCUUAAUUUCCUAUUAACUUAAACUGAAACCCUGUAUUACUUACAUUGUCUUCUAUGACUGAUCUUCUUUGAAGCUGGUUUCUUUGAGUGCUAUUUGGCCUUAACUGAUUUUAUUCCCAUUUGAUAUGCUUGCUGGUAUCAAGUCCAUGAAUAGAGGUAACUACUCUGAAGAUGACCAGAUGUAAAAGAUAUACAUUGGGGGGCUGGGGAUUUAGCUCAGUGGCUUAAGCACCUGCCUGGCAAGUGUGAGGUCAUGAGUUUGAUUUCCAGUAACAAAAAAAAAAUAAAGAAAUAAAAGUUA